Molecule: messenger RNA, 895 nt
Organism: Vigna angularis (adzuki bean)
Lineage: Eukaryota; Viridiplantae; Streptophyta; Magnoliopsida; Fabales; Fabaceae
Product: zinc finger A20 and AN1 domain-containing stress-associated protein 5
Exons: 1
Coding region: 172-585 (137 amino acids)
Biological process (GO): protein ubiquitination
Molecular function (GO): ubiquitin-protein transferase activity; zinc ion binding
Source: RefSeq, a predicted model, not a curated record
CGUCUCUACGACGUCCAUAUUCUAUCUCUGCUUUCAUUACCAACCUCUCGUCUCUUUCUUUUACAAAUCCUUUUUUUCUCUCUCUCUCUCUCGUUCCCAUCUCAAUAGUCUAUCUCUUUCUCUCUCUUCUUCUUCUUCUAUUUUUCGUCCUUCUCACCAAAACACAGAAUCAUGGCUCAGAAGGCGGAGAAAAACGACACCGACUUCAAGGUCCCGGAACCAAUCACGCCCUGCGCCACCACAACCGCCGCCGCUGCAACUUCGAUUUCCGAGCCUUCUAGAUUCUUCGACGCUGUCGCUCCGCCCACGUCGUCGCGUUCGCCCAAGCGCUCGCUUCCGCAGGAGGACGCUGCGAGCGCGGACCGGACGGGGGCAUCGGAGCCGAAGCGCGCGGUGAACAGGUGCUCGGGAUGCCGGCGGCGCGUCGGGCUGACCGGAUUUCGUUGUCGGUGCGGUGACCUCUUCUGCGCUGAGCACCGGUACACCGAUCGCCACGACUGCUCCUACGACUACAAGGCAGCCGGGAGAGAGGUCAUCGCGAGGGAGAAUCCCGUCGUGAAGGCCGCGAAGAUCGUGAAGGUCUGAAAGCCCUAGAAUCGGAAAAGAAAAAAAUUCGAUCGAUCGCUGAGACGAAAAACGAAGCGAAACAAACGACGGCGUUUCGACGCGGUUAGGUUGUUAAUUUAAUUACUCGCAGCGCGUCUUUUCUCGGGCGCGUGGGUGGGGAUCUGGGGAAGUUGUAACCGGAACAUGAAAAUCGGUGAUCCUUUUUCUUAUUUUUUUUUAUGUAUAAUUUUCUUAAUUUUUAUGUAUUUUUUUUUCUUAAUUUCGGGUUGGGAUUUAUAAAUUGUUGUGAUUAUUAUGUGAAUCAGUGAAUGGUUUCUGCUUGCUCAAA